ACGUGAGUGGAGGAAAAUCGGAUUACGUAAUUAGACUGUAUGCUUUUUACGUUCUCUGGCCCAAUAAGUCUGGUUUCGUCAGCAAUUAGAAACAGAGCCUUUGGAGAACAAACUUUGGAGAAACAACUUACAUCAACUACCUACUGCGUGAGUAAUCAGCAUUGCCAAUCUAUCUCUUUCUCCGGAAUCUCUGCUGUGAUGGAACAGAAUCAAGAAACAAUCUCCUUGGACGUUUUGUUUAAGUUUGCACUAAACGCCGCCCAAGAGAUUGAACAUCUUACCCCGCAAGACGUCAAAUAUGACCAGCUGGUCAAGGAGUCAAUAGAAAAGCUAGAACACUGUACAGAACUUGUAAACGAGUUGCACCUGUUCAGUGUGAACGAAAGCUUCGAGGAGAUUGCGACCCCAGUACUUAAGUUUCUUCUGUUACCAGCACUUUUGGCCUCGUUCAGUUCACGCAAAAAGGACGAUAGGCUUCUACUUAUUAACCAAAGCGAAAUCUAUUUCAAGGACUUCCUUAAGAGGUGUUCUGAGUACGGCAUAACAAAGUGGGAGGAAAAAAACGGGGACGUGGAGGAGCAAAAGAAAACGGACAGGAGUCUCGUAGAUGCUGCACACCAGCGGAACAUCAAAAUUGAGAGGUACAAAGAACAACAACGGUUAGAAUCAAUCGUUCUCGAGUUUGAGGAGAGUCUUGAAAAGAACGGUGCAACGUCAACUCCAGAGGACGAAGUUCGUGAGUACUACCUUUCGCUGGUUCGAUUGUGGUGUUUGAAGGCUGUCAAUGAGCUAGCCCUUGUCGAACAAGAGAAAGCGAUUUUGCAGCACAUACGCAGUCUGCCUAAUGACGCCAAAGCAAAGGAAGAAACUGCGCCUAAGAGACCCUUUAAACCGUUUAUCAUUACGAAGACGGCAGAACAAAAAAAAGUCUACGGCGCCGGUUAUCCGUCCUUACCGGUACUAAGCGUCGAUGAGUUUUACGAACAGAAAUACGGCAAAGAUGGAAAGAGCGGCGAGAACAGCCACUGUCCUGGCGGUCAUAGCUUGCAGAGAUGGGCCGAAAACCCAGAGGCUAACCAGCAGGAGAUAGAAAACGAGGCUGCAGAAAAAGAGAAUAAGAUGGAGCGAGAAGAUCCAGAAGAGUUGGCGCGACAACGGGCCUGGGAUGACUGGAAAGAUGAACACCGACGCGGUGAAGGAAAUCGAAAAAAUAUGGGCUGAAUGCUGUGACAGCUGUUUAAAUCUAAAUGCAUAGACCUACGAUACUAGUGCUCUAAUCAAGAGUUACAAAGCACCAACCAAU
Varroa destructor (honeybee mite) is the source of this 1303-nucleotide messenger RNA. It is a transcript of the gene Tap42, whose product is annotated as immunoglobulin binding protein Tap42. Gene Ontology annotation, molecular function: protein phosphatase 2A binding. Gene Ontology annotation, biological process: regulation of dephosphorylation; regulation of signal transduction. Lineage: Eukaryota; Metazoa; Arthropoda; Arachnida; Mesostigmata; Varroidae. The record is from RefSeq and is a predicted model, not a curated record. Gene Ontology annotation, cellular component: cytosol.